UGUGCCAUGCUGGAAGAAGAAAACGAAGCUACUAAAGCGAAUAUGUCGUAAUUUGGACGGGGUAGGACGGGGGUGGGGCUGUCACGCUGCUCAAGAAGAAAAGAAAAUUCUUAAAAAAUGUCGAGCAACAACGACUACAACGACGACGACGGCUCCAGCAGAUCCUCGCUCGGCCCGGGCACGUCGACCGCGGCGGCGGUGGCGGCGAGGACAGCUUCCAACGACUGGGACCCCACGGCCCACGACGACGAGCUGCCGUCCGACGAGUGCCUGGCACGGGUCAAGCACGAGCUCGCCGAGCUGGAAGCGCAGCCCCUCCCGUCCGCCUUCGUCGUGGCGGAACCGAAGGACGUCACCAAGAUCAACGCGCUCAUCGUGGGCCCCCAGGGCACGCCGUUCGAAGGCGGGUUCUUCUACGUCCUGAUCAAGUGUCCCCCGGACUACCCCAACAGCCCUCCGCGCGCCCGCCUCAUGACCACGGACGCCGGCCGAGUCAAGUUCAGUCCGAACAUGCACGAGAACGGCAAGAUGUGCCUGAGCAUCCUGGGCACCGGUCCCGGACCGUCCUGGAGCCCCAACUACGGAGUCGCGGGCGUCCUGCUCAACGUGCAGUCGCUGAUGACCGAGAGUCCGUACCACGACGAGCCCGGCUACGAGGUUCAGAACCAGUCGCGCAAGCUCUCCCGUUACGACGCCAUCAUACAGCACGAGACGAUCAGGGUCGCCGUGUGCGACCAGCUGGACGCUUGUAUCCGUGGGACGUCGUCUCUGCCCGAGCCUUUCAGGGAGCAGCUCUUUCAGGGAUUCCCGAAGUUCUACGCCAAGUACGAAGAGGCGGUCAAGUCGCAGAUGCACCUGACGGGCACCCAGAUGAACGACCCGUUCGGCGACUGGCGCGGGACCUUCCAGUACGAAACGCUGCUCACGCGGCUGCAAAAUCUGUUGGAAGAGGUGACCAAGAGGAACGAAGCGGCCGCCAAAGCGACAGAGAAUCGGUGAACUCGCACGGGAGCACCUAUGGUGUGCGAGAAGGCUCCCGAAAGUGCAUGGUCGCAGCUACUAAAUUUAGGCGCUAGUGCAGCGAUUCAUUCAGGGCAAGAAUAUGGAAGGGCGGCAGAAAAAAAUAUAUAUGUUUUUCCUUUAAACCUGUAGGGGCAUCAAUUAUUUUUUGCAAUCGGAACGAGACUUCAUGCCGCACUUUAAAAUUAAAGCUAUCGAUAUUUCUG
This is a messenger RNA of Dermacentor albipictus, 1226 nucleotides long. Lineage: Eukaryota; Metazoa; Arthropoda; Arachnida; Ixodida; Ixodidae. The record is from RefSeq and is a predicted model, not a curated record.